AUGACAUCAAAGAUCAUUACAAUAGUGGGAGCUACACGCACCCAAGUCGGGGGCAUCAUUGACUUUCUAGUGGGCAACCCAGAGUACAAGCUUCGUGGCCUCACUCGCAAACCGGCAAGUGCCUCGGCGCAGGAAUUGAAGGCCAAGGGAGUUGAAGUCGUAAAGGCUGACCUGAAUGACCUUAACUCACUGCAUGCUGCUUUCUCUGGAUCUUACGGAGUGUACGGCGUGACAGACAUGCCAGGAAUGCGGGCAGAACUCGGAGACAACGAUGCCGCCAUCGCUGCAGAAGAGAGACAGGGCAUCAACAUCGCCAAAGCCUGUCUCGAGACCCCAGGCCUGCAGCACUUCAUCUGGAGCACCCUGCCGGACUCCGUGGGACUCAGCAACGGGACCUUCGACCUGCCCAACUUCCGAGGCAAGGUCGCCGUCGACAACUUCAUCCGCGCCCACAGCGAGCUCCUCGCCAAGACCACGUUCUUCUUCAUCUCGCAGUAUGCGAGCAACUACAACUACGGUCCCCUGGCGCCACACCUGAUCCCGGGCGCGGGUGACGGGAAGGGCGACACGUACGUCCAGUUUGUGACGCACCCGCCCGACACGCCAAUUACGACCAUCGGCGAUGUGCGCCGCAACAUCGGCCCCUUUGUAGCUGCGAUCUUGGCGCAGCCGGAGAAGACCCGCGGCGGCACCACUGUGCUAGCCCACGUCGAGGUCGUGCCCGCCGAGGAGUCACUGCAGAUGUGGGCUGACGCGCGUGGAGUCCGAGCGAUCAGUAUCCCGGUGUCUGCCGAGAAGCUUACCGAGCUGUUCGGGUCGUUUGACUUCUUGGGACUCAUGUGGCGAUUCUGGGCUGCGCUUGGGGAUAGGGCCUGGGGUCUUCCAAGUGGUGGGAAGGUAGUGACGAAGGACGAUCUGGGGGUUACCGGGCUGAUCGGGCAGGCAGAGAGCUUCCUCCUUAAAAUGCAGGGUUGA
Messenger RNA from Diaporthe batatas, 975 nucleotides. RefSeq lists its product as uncharacterized. Lineage: Eukaryota; Fungi; Ascomycota; Sordariomycetes; Diaporthales; Diaporthaceae. Bases 1 to 975 code for a protein of 324 amino acids. The record is from RefSeq and is a predicted model, not a curated record. The transcript is spliced from 2 exons.